This is a messenger RNA of Oncorhynchus tshawytscha (Chinook salmon), 6775 nucleotides long. RefSeq names its product galectin-related protein. Lineage: Eukaryota; Metazoa; Chordata; Actinopteri; Salmoniformes; Salmonidae. The record is from RefSeq and is a predicted model, not a curated record. Gene Ontology annotation, molecular function: carbohydrate binding. The transcript has 5 exons. Bases 334 to 870 code for a protein of 178 amino acids.
ACGGGGAUUACCAAAGCCCCUCUUACUAUUGUAAAGCAUACGUCAGCAAAAUAAAAAGACUAUCCACCCAUUUCUAGAGCGGAUAAAUACAGCCCAGACAUAGCCUACUACAACACCUCACCCAGGCUACACCAGACGUAUCCUAGUCCUAAAUGUGAAUACCGCAGGUAAUUCCACGUAUUGUUUACGAUUCAUCUCCGCUGCAUGUGGAGUGUGAGUGUGGACACCUAGAAAUAUGUUGACUGAGUCACUGCUGCCACAUUCCAGGAGAGGAGGACUGUCCGGGCUGCCUCUCUUCUGAUAAGCAUCCUAUGGUAUUCUGUACAAGUCAAGAUGGCGGUGUCGGCAACGGAAAAGGACGCAAUAAAUACUGAAGAUGACCAUCACAACGAUUCGUUCGGGAACCCCGGGCUUAUCUCGCCGGAUAGGGAGGACAUUGCACGGCUUCUGAAGGUUCCAUUCAGUGGCCGCAUCAGAGGUGGUAUGAGGCCGGGGAAGAAGGUCAUUGUCAUGGGCAUUGUUGAUCUGGAGCCAGACAGCUUUGACGUCAGCCUGACUUGCGGCCGCGGCACAGAGAAGGAGGAGCCACAACCGGAUGUGGCCCUGAAACUCAGCGCUCGAUUCGCUGAGCGCCAGUUUCUGCGUAACUCCCGCGUCUCGGGAAAAUGGAGCGAGGAGGAGAAGUCUAUCGACUACUUCCCCUUCAUCCCUGACCAGCCCUUCAGGAUGGAGAUCCACUGCGAACACACGCGCUUCCGGAUAUUUGUGGAUGGAAACCCGCUCUUUGACUUUUUUCACAAAGUGAAAUCUUUGCCGUCCAUCGAUACAGUGAGGAUAGAAGGGGGUCUACAGAUCACCAAGCUAGGUUAACCAACCCAGCUGCUAUGCCAGUGUGUGACACAACAAGAACUCAAUACAGGUGAACACACACACCUGUUACUACAAUACCCACAAUGCAACACUGCAGCGACAGUGGGCCUAGCGCUUUGGAAAGGCCUCGCCCAUCCCGGUUUGGUUCUGCCGUCACUCCUCUUCUUCUUUCCCCUUUAUCUUGUCACGUCUCAACCAAGAUCUGACGUUAUUGUGACCUUCCUAAUUGUUGGUUGAAUGGUUGCAAUGCAACACAGCUCUGUGUGUCUUUGUUCUGAAAGAAUUCCUUUGUUUUCUUCCUCAGUUCUGUGUGUGUCAGGGAUCUCACAAUAUAAACGCCUGCUCAUGGUUACCAAGCAUCCUAUGGGGAUUUUGCUGAGAGAGGGGGCCCUAUUCCAAAUGUAAUAGUGCACUGCUUUUGGGGCACUAUUGGGCACUAGAGUGCUAUUUGGGACACAGCCGUAGAGCACUCAAAAGUAUUUGCUUUCAUGUGGAGAAAUCCUACAAUUCUCAGGAGGUUUCUCAGGAAUCAACACUAUUUAUCACGUAUAACAUCAUCACUGUAAAUGAGGGUUAUCUCGUGGGGUUGACAAGCUCAGUAUUAUGGGAGCUUUCAUUUUUGCACUCCCUCCCUGUUCUUCAAUUGGGUUUUAUUGGUUGGUUGGUUGUCAUGGUUAUUGGCAUCCUAACUCAAUGACCUACAUACAGAGGUUGCAUUCUAAAUUGCAUUCUAUUCCCUAUAUAGUGCACUACUUUGAUCAGGGCCCAUUGGGCUGUGGCCAAAAGUAGUGCACUACGUAGGGAAUAGGGUGCCAUUUGGAAAGGGAAAUGAGGAUUAUAUUGUGGAGUCUCGGCAAGAUGAACCGUAGCAGCUUUUUGAUGGAAAUGUCUUGUAACUGUAUGCAAUGUAUUAAUGGUGGUUCUUACUCACAGUUUCAGUUCAUUGCAACCAUUCUCCUCCUGUAGAUAUAGAUAUUGCACUGACAUAGAGCUAUGUGGUAGUGAAUAGAAUGUAUCGUUCAUUUGGAUCUCUGUUUACAUUGCUUAUUUAACAGUGAUGAAUGAUUGGUUCGUUUUAAAGGGGUAGUUCACCACAAAAUCCAAGUUUAUCAGAUGUGUUUUAUACCUCAACUGUUCUGUGUGGAGCUAAUAAACUGGAAUUAGAGGUGCCAAUCUUUCCUAUUCCUUUGGGUUCUAGAUGAGAUCUGUAGGUUUCUCCAAUGGCUCACAGCAGAGUCUAGACAACACGUGGUGUGGAAUAUGGACUCAGGUGGUGUUUCUAGGCUUCAAAACAUCCUAGCAUCCUAUCUUGGAGUGAACUAUCCCUUUAAGGAGUUUGCUUAACUGGACUCUGACUUGUAAAUGAAGAAAAACCCCAUAGUGAAAACACACCCAGCGAUGGCCAGCCUAAACAACCAUUCAGUCAAACCUCGCUAUCACAGACCAGAUUAUUACUGUAUAUGCAAAUGGUGGAUUCUCUUCCACACUUGAGCAUUUUUUAAACCAGGGUCGUAUUCAUUAGGGAACACCGAAGUGAAAUGUUUUGCCCAAAAUAAAAAACAGUUGACCCGAAACUGUAACCGGUACCUCUUGAAGUUUACAGACUGUUCCGUUAGCUAGCGGUUAGCGGUUAUGGAUCAGCGGUUGAUUGUUGUGAAGAAUAGGAAGGCUGAAUGUUGUUAUGAAUGUACAGCAGCCAUGUUUUUCUAUGGUAGCAUACCAACUGGACACAGACGUCAGUUCAACAUCUAGUUUUGAUUGAAAUUUGGUUGAGUUGUGAAAUCAACAAAGAAUUCCACCAUGUCAUUGGAUUUAGGUUAAACGUUGGGUGAAAAGAAGAUCCUUUUGUUGAUGACUUUUUGCAAAUCCAAUCAGUUUUCCACAUUGAUUCAACGUCAUCACAAAUACUUUUUUGGUUGUUGAAAUGACGUGGAAACAACAUUGAUUCAACCAAUUUCCGCAUCUGAAAUGGCACCGUAGCACCUUUUUAUUCUAGGAGUGUAUCUACCUGGAACCAGAAUGGGUGCUAACCUGGAACCAGAAUGGGUUCUUCUAUGGGGACAGCAGACGAACCCUUUUGGGUGUUACCUGGAACCAGAAUGGGUUCUUCUAUGGGGACAGCAGAAGAACCCUUUUGGGUGUUAAUCUGGAACCAGAAUGGGUGUUAAUCUGGAACCAGAAUGGGUGUUAACCUGGAACCAGAAUGGGUGUUACCUGGAACCAGAAUGGGUUCUUCUAUGGGGACAGCAGAAGAACCCUUUUGGGUGUUACCUGGAACCAGAAUGGGUUCUUCUAUGGGGACAGCAGAAGAACCCUUUUGGGUGUUACCUGGAACCAGAAUGGGUGUUACCUGGAACCAGAAUGGGUGUUACCUGGAACCAGAAUGGGUGUUAAUCUGGAACCAGAAUGGGUGUUAACCUGGAACCAGAAUGGGUGUUACCUGGAACCAGAAUGGGUUCUUCUAUGGGGACAGCAGAAGAACCCUUUUGGGUGUUAAUCUGGAACCAGAAUUGGUGUUAACCUGGAACCAGAAUGGGUGUUACCUGGAACCAGAAUGGGUUCUCUUAUGGGGACAGCAGAAGAACCCUUUUGGGUGUUACCUGGAACCAGAAUGGGUGUUACCUGGAACCAGAAUGGGUGUUACCUGGAACCAGAAUGGGUUCUCUUAUGGGGACAGCAGAAGAGCCCUUUUGGAUUGCUUUUUUUCUAAGAGUGUAUUACCUAUUUAGUGCACUACUUUGGACCAGUGCCCACCACUUCAUCAACACACAGCGCUACUACUGUUCACCAAUAACUGUGAUAUGACUCAGUGGUUUAGUGGAGCAUCAUAUGACUCAGUGGUUUAGUGGAGCAUCAUAUGACUCAGUGGUUUAGUGGAGCAUCAUAUGACUCAGUGGUUUAGUGGAGGGUAAAUUCACGUGAUCGCAGCUUUACACACCUUUUGUAUUCUGCGUAAGCAUGUACCCACCUAUUGCAGAAAAAAUAUUUUUAAAUAUAUACAGCGUUACUUUACUCACCACAAACAGGGAUCAGAGUUCACUCACCGAUUUGUUAAUUACCACUACAUCACUGAUAUGCCUCUAACACACUGCCCCAUGUCUAUGGCCCACUGCAUCGCUCUCUCUCUCUCUCUCUCUCUCAAUUCAAUUCAAGGGCUUUAUUGGCAUGGGAAACAUGUGUUAACAUUGCCAAAGCAAGUGAGGUAGAUAAUAUAAUAUAUAAAUCGCUCUGUCUAUAUCUCUCUCUCUCUCUAUGGCCCACUGUAUCUCUCGCUCUCUCAAAACUGAGCCAGGAGAGCAAGAAUGGGGCACACGGACAUCACAUGGUGCCAAGGGGAGCUAUUGUGCUCCAUCAAAGCGCUCUAUUGUCUCUUACUGGGCUUAGUUGUUGGAUCUCUCCUUCUCUAUAUUGUCUCUUACUAAGCUUAGUUGUUGGAUCUCUCCUUCUCUAUAUUGUCUCUUACUGGGCUUAGUUGUUGGAUCUCUCCUUCUCUAUAUUGUCUCUUACUAAGCUUAGUUGUUGGAUCUCUCCUUCUCUAUAUUGUCUCUUACUAACCUUAGUUGUUGGAUCUCUCCUUCUCUAUAUUGUCUCUUACUAAGCUUAGUUGUUGGAUCUCUCCUUCUCUAUAUUGUCUCUUACUAAGCUUAGUUGUUGGAUCUCUCCUUCUCUAUAUUGUCUCUUACUAACCUUAGUUGUUGGAUCUCUCCUUCUCUCUAUAUUGUCUCUUACUAACCUUAGUUGUUGGAUCUCUCCUUCUCUCUAUAUUGUCUCUUACUAACCUUAGUUGUUGGAUCUCUCCUUCUCUAUAUUGUCUCUUACUAACCUUAGUUGUUGGAUCUCUCCUUCUCUAUAUUGUCUCUUACUAACCUUAGUUGUUGGAUCUCUCCUUCUCUAUAUUGUCUCUUACUAACCUUAGUUGUUGGAUCUCUCCUUCUCUAUAUUGUCUCUUACUAACCUUAGUUGUUGGAUCUCUCCUUCUCUAUAUUGUCUCUUACUAACCUUAGUUGUUGGAUCUCUCCUUCUCUAUAUUGUCUCUUACUGGGCUUAGUUUUGGGAUCUCCUUCUCUAUAUUGUCUCUUACUGGGCUUAGUUGUUGGAGGGAGCGCUCAUUCUUCGGUUGCCCCUACAUAAUGCACAACUUUGACCCUAACUUUAACCCUAACCCAAGACACGUUUGACCCUACGUGCACUACUUUUGACCAGGGCCCAAUGUAUGGAAUAGGGUGCCAUUUGGGAUGCGGCUUUCCUGUUAGGAGCAUGUCAGCUCUGAGUUGUAGAUGAGUAGGGAGGGACUUUGGAUUAAAGGUGCUACACAGGAUUUAAAAAAUGCCAUUGUAAUAGUGGAAUGAUAGUGUUUCACAGUAUUACUUAGCUGGCUGUAAUAUUUGCUUAUUGAUUUCUCCCAUUGGAGAGGCAUCUGUUGUCAAAAUGGGAAAGCUGUUUUGACUUUGUGGCUGUGUUAUCUAUUGGAAAUCGGGUCAGGUGGCCAAUAUAGAAAUCUCUGUAAUUUCUUGAUUAAAACAAUUCUACACUGUUCGCUCAAUUUCAGUUUAUGUGAGAAAACAAGCACUGAAUAGUGUAGGGCAGGGGUAUUCACCUCUGACCCUACGAAGUCCAGAGCCUGCUGGUUUUCUGUUCUUACUGAUCAUUAAUAUCACCCACCUGGUGUCCAACACAGUUCCACUGCUUUUUUUGGGAGGUUCAGAGUUGAGUUUGAGGGGUGUAACUAAACAUAUGUUCAAUAAUAAAACAUAUAUAGUUUUUCCAGCUGUUUGAAGCUGCUGGACCAAAACAGAAAGUAAAAGGCUCAAUUGUGAGUCUCCUUCAUGUUACGGAGAAAUGGGGUUUUGGGGCUGUAGCACCUUUAAGUGAUGAUAACUUUGAAGGUUGAGGGGUUUGGUGUUUAUUUUCUUUGCUGUAGUCAGACAUCCCUCUGUACAGUGCUUCAAAUGGUCCCUUCCUUGGAUUACCCCUGUAAAAUGCUUCAAAUGGUCCCUUCCUUGGAUUACCCCUGUAAGAUGCUUCAAAUGGUCCCUUCCUUGGUUUAACCCUCCCUGUAAGAUGCUUCAAAUGGACCCUUCCUUGGUUUACCCCUGUAAAAUGCUUCAAAUGGACCCUUCCUUGGUUUACCCCUGUAAAAUGCUUCAAAUGGACCCUUCCUUGGUUUAACCCUCCCUGUAAGAUGCUUCAAAUGGACCCUUUCUUGGUUUAACCCUCCCUGUAAGAUGCUUCAAAUGGACCCUUCCUUGGUUUACCCCUGUAAAAUGCUUCAAAUGGACCCUUCCUUGGUUUACCCCUGUAAGAUGCUUCAAAUGGUCCCUUCCUUGGUUUACCCCUGUAAGAUGCUUCAAAUGGACCCUUCCUUGGUUUACCCCUGUAAGAUGCUUCAAAUGGACCCUUCCUUGGUUUACCCCUGUAAGAUGCUUCAAAUGGACCCUUCCUUGGUUUACCCCUGUAAGAUGCUUCAAAUGGACCCUUCCUUGGUUUACCCCUGUAAGAUGCUUCAAAUGGACCCUUCCUUGGUUUACCCCUGUAAGAUGCUUCAAAUGGACCCUUCCUCGGUUUACCCCUGUAAGAUGCUUCAAAUGGACCCUUCCUCGGUUUACCCCUGUAAGGUGCUUCAAAUGGAACCUUCCUUGGUUUUGCCAAGAUUGGCCACUGCACUGACUGAACCCUGAACAGUGCAUCACAUUCAGCAUGGGGGGAUAGUGAGUGGUUGGUAAUGAAUGUGUGUGUGCUAUAUGAGACGUUCGGUCUCUGAACAUCAUUACAGUAGGCAAUCCAUGACAAUAUUCUGUGGGAUACAGAAUUGUUCAGUAGGCUGCAUAUGCACAGGUCUUUCUUUUCUGUGAGAGAACAAUAACACACAGGGUUUUCCUGAGGUACGAAGAUGGAGAACUCUUUU